UUGACAUCUGAGACGACGGCAUGUUUACAUAGUUUGUCUGCCACGAGUGUUAUUUUCAUAAAAUUCUUAAUUAUUUUCCCAUAAAAACACCGGGCCAAUAUGCCGAAAGUUCGAAGUACCACGGGGGCACCCCGCAAACAGGGGUUCAAUAAGUCCAACCAUUCCAUGAACCCCGAAAGACCCAAAUCUGGCCUUAAGGGAGUAGCGAAUCCGAGAACAAAGGGUACUAUCAAACGUUUGCAGAUGUACAGAAAUUUCAAGGCCAAGAGAGAUCGUAAUGGUAAAAUUUUAACUCCUGCCCCUUUCCAGGGCCGUCUGCCAUCUGGUACUAUGGCAAGAGUUGAACCAACACCCAAGUGGUUCAGUAACUCUCGUGUCAUAUCACAGUCUGCACUACAGAAAUUCCAAGAUGAAAUAGGAAAAGCUGUCAAGGAUCCAUAUCAGGUUAUUAUGAAGCCCAGCCAGUUGCCCAUAACAUUGCUGAAUGAAACGGCAAAACAUCAAAGGGUACAUCUCUUGGAAACCGAAAGCUUUGAAAGCGUUUUCGGACCAAAGAAGCAACGUAAACGUGUUAAUAUUAAAGUUCGCGAUCUUGAGGAUUUGAGUCGUAAGGUGGAGGAACAAGCUGAGGAGUAUGAUGCCACCAAGGAUGUUGAUUUGGUGCGCGAAGAUACCGGUGUAAAAGAUGCUCAACGCGAUUGGGUAUUUGCUGCUGGCCAGAGUAAACGUAUUUGGAAUGAAUUGCACAAGGUGGUGGAUGCCUCAGAUGUUCUCCUGCAGGUUCUAGAUGCCAGAGACCCCAUGGGUACACGCUCCAAAUAUAUUGAAGAAUUCUUGCGUAAGGAAAAACCCCACAAACAUUUGUUCUUCAUCUUGAACAAAGUCGAUUUGGUACCGGUGUGGGUAACACAACGUUGGGUGGCCAUCUUGAGUGCCGAGUAUCCCACCAUUGCCUUCCAUGCUUCAUUGCAACAUCCCUUCGGUAAGGGUGCUCUCAUCAAUCUGUUCCGUCAAUUGGGAAAACUGCACAUAGACAAGAAACAAAUCAGUGUCGGUUUCAUUGGUUAUCCCAAUGUGGGUAAAUCGUCCGUCAUCAAUGCUCUGAGAUCCAAGAAGGUUUGUAAGGUUGCUCCUAUUGCUGGUGAAACUAAAGUUUGGCAAUACAUUACACUGAUGAAACGUAUUUUCCUGAUUGAUUGUCCCGGUGUGGUUUAUCCCUCGGCUGAAACGGAUACGGAGAAAGUGCUAAAAGGCGUUGUACGUGUGGAAUUGGUAACGAAUCCCGAGGAUUAUGUAGAGACGGUAUUGAAACGUAUUCGCCCGGAAUAUAUAAAGAAAACGUAUAAAAUUGAAAGAUGGUCAUCCCAUAUGGAUUUCUUAGAACAAUUGGCCAAAAAGACAGGAAAACUGCUAAAGGGUGGUGAACCUGACAUUACAGUUACCGCCCGUAUGAUACUCAACGAUUUCCAAAGAGGCAAACUACCAUUCUAUAUUGCACCAGAAGGCUUUGAAGUGCCAAAAUCCCAUGGCACUGAGACAGAGGAGAAACCAAAAGAUGAAGAAUCCGAAGACAAGGGCGAUGAGAAAUCUGAAACUGCCACGGUUGUUAGUGAAUCUGUUAAAAAGGCCAAGGAAUUCAAACAGCUGCAAGAUUUCCGUAAGAUUAAGGUGGCUGUCGAUUUCGUCGAAGACGAUAUCAAGGAAUUGGAUAAAAUCGAUUUGGAACUUUUGGAACAACAGAAGGCCGAAAGGGCUGCCCGCAAGAAGGCGCGUCUUCUCAAACAAGGAGAAGAUGAUGAAGACUCCAGUGACGGGGCUAGUGAUUUCUAUUCCGAAGAUGAAUACGAUGAAGAUCUUAAGAAGGUCGUGCACAAAAAGGCGGCGCCGAAGAGAACUAAAAAUGUUGCCAUUACAUCGUCGGGCAAAUUUAGAGUACGCGAAGAAAUUGAAGAUUCUGGCAGUGAUUCAGAUGGUCCAUCGGGAGCACCGCCGGCUAAAAAGAAAUUAACAGCCAAACAGAAGCGUACCUUGGAAAGGCAAGAAAAACGCAAGAAAGUGGGUAGUAAUUUCUAUGAAGUUACAAAUGUUAAGAAUCGUAAUCGCAAUAAGAAGGCGAAAAAUUAA
This is a messenger RNA of Musca vetustissima, 2124 nucleotides long. It is a transcript of the gene Ns2, whose product is annotated as nucleolar GTP-binding protein 2. The transcript is spliced from 2 exons. The record is from RefSeq and is a predicted model, not a curated record. Gene Ontology annotation, molecular function: GTP binding. Lineage: Eukaryota; Metazoa; Arthropoda; Insecta; Diptera; Muscidae. Bases 100 to 2124 code for a protein of 674 amino acids. Gene Ontology annotation, cellular component: nucleolus.